CGCGCAUGCGCGGAGCGAGGAGGCGGGGCGGCGGGGCCCGGAGCGGAGUCCGGGUUUGUUGUUGUUGUCCCAGCCCCAGCGGCUCUCCGUCUCCUCAGCCGCCGCUCCUGCGCCGCCAUGUCCAGCCCUCAGGAGCCGCCGCAGCACAACAACAACAACAACCCGCCGGCUGAGGGGACGCAAACCGAGCCGGGCCUCAACAGUUCCUGGGUGGAGUUGCAGAUGAACGGCAAUGGCAAUAGCAAUGAUAAUGGCAAUGGGAAAAACGGGGGGCUGGAGCAUGUCCCAUCAUCAUCCUCCAUCCAUAAUGGAGACAUGGAGAAAAUUCUUCUGGAUGCCCAGCAUGAAUCAGGACAGAGCAGUUCAAGAGGUAGUUCCCACUGUGACAGCCCUUCGCCUCAAGAAGAUGGACAGAUAACGUUUGACGUGGAAAUGCACACAAGUAAAGACAGUAGUUCUCAGUCUGAAGAAGAAGCAGUAGAAGGAGAGAAAGAGUUGGAAGUGUUGAAGAAAAGUGCUGACUGGGUGUCAGACUGGUCGAGUAGGCCUGAAAACAUUCCUCCCAAGGAAUUUCAUUUCAGACAUCCUAAACGUUCAGUGUCUUUAAGUAUGAGGAAAAGUGGAGCAAUGAAGAAAGGUGGCAUUUUCUCUGCAGAAUUUCUUAAGGUUUUCAUUCCAUCUCUGUUCAUAUCUCAUGUUUUGGCUUUGGGACUAGGCAUCUACAUCGGAAAACGACUGACCACACCUUCAGCCAGCACUUACUGAAAGACGGGGUGCAAAACCUGGAAACCCACGUGACCUGUGAAGGUGUUCUGUCUCGUUUAGUACAUUUGACUUGAGACCGUUUUAAGCAUGACCCUGACUUCACCCUUUCUUUACAUAUCCAGGUUUUUGCUAAUUCUGGAAUUCAGUAUUGUGUUGGAACUCUGUUGAGGUGUUUCGCUAUCCACAUUCUUUUCCUCUCUCCUCCCAUUCCCUUGCCUCUUGGCCUGCAAGACACGUCAGAGUUGCUGAACAGAGUUUACAACUGUCUAUAUGUUGCAAGGGCUUCUCUCAAUGCAAAAUGCCACCAGCAAGUUUUAAUUUUAUCAGUGAUGCUGUUGCCUCCUUAGUGCAACCUGACUUAAAUUGCAGUUGUGCAUGGUAUAAAUGUUGACUGUGUUAUAGUGAUAAAAUUAAGUAUCUUCCGAAGAAAAUUAUUGAUUGAAGUGAAAUUGAAUUCUGCUUUUGAAAAACAAACUAGUUGUGAAAUAAACUAAGAAAUUCCUGGCAAUAAAACAUGGUUUAAAUCAGCUCACAGGGGAAUUUCCUAUAUGUUCCCCCUUACGUUGGCUAACACCAUUUGAUUUGCAGGAGGCAAAGACUGCAUAAGUUUUAAUGUAGAAAUACCUAAAUCCAUCAGCAUAUUUUAAUAUUAGAUAAUUGUUGUAAUUUUGUCUUUUCUAAGAAGUCAGCUCCUUAUUCCUUGUAGGAAAUCUGUCUGAUGCCUAGAAGUGAUUAGAAAAAAAUGCAUUGUUUGCAUGUGAAGAAGCUUUUUCUUUUCCUUACUUGUUUUCUUGAGGGAGAAUUUUAAAUGUGAAAUCUUCCUAUGAAAUGUAGUUUUAAAUUAAGGAAAAACCCAACAGCUGUAGGUGUAGUUAGACUCUGUGUAAAAGGAUAUGAUUCUGUUCGUCGUGGAACCAUUUUACAAUUACGAUAACGGGGCAGUUUCAGAAGAUGAAGUGGUUGACCAGUCUUUAAGGGGGACAAUCUUGCAGGUGUGUAAAGAUUCAGAGGUUGUAAAGCUCUGAAAUGUCUUUUGCAAAUGAGUUUUCAAUAUUCCUCUCUCAUUGUUUACUGUACAGUCUCCUUCGGGGGUACAUGGAACCUGAACUUGUGAUGUCUCAUGUUAGGUAGACUCCUCGCUCAUGUUGUUGAACUUUUACCUUAGGGAACAUUAAGCCUUGUCCUCCUUCAGUGACACUUCUUUUCAAAAUGUGAAGCUUUAGUACCAAAUUGUUACAAAGCAUUGGGACAUCCGUGUCCUUAAAUAGAUUUUAUUGGAUUUCAGAACAUGUAGCAUGACUCUGAAGGAUAGAAUACUCUUUUAUAUAUAUAUAUAUGAAUAUAUUAAAAAAUAUGGUAUAGACUUUAAUACUAAGUAUUUAGGGAACAAUGCUAAUUUUAAGGCUAGCAAAAAUCUCAUUUAAAUAAAAACUGUAGUAGUCUGACUUGUAGAAAAUAUGAAGAAAAUACAGUCAGCUGGUUUGGAGAGAACAGCCACAUGGAUUGUUUGCUUGCAUCAGAUUUUAUAAAGUUGAAUAUUUGAUACAGCAGUGAUCACUUGGGGAAUAGCUUACAUAGCAGCUAAAUCCCAAUUGAGGGUUGGUUUGAGAGAGCUUAGUUAGCUCCCAGCAAGUGAAAAAGCUGAGUAUAAAUCCACUGCUAACCUGUAUUCAUUUUUAUUCUCUACUUCUGAAUGCUGUUGGAGAAUGCUUUCAGGGUAAAAGAGCAGUCUAACCAUUCUGUUGAAGACAUCUGCUUUUUCUUGUAGCUGUGAGUGCUGGUGGCACCUGAGUUGCUACAACUGCAUCUUUGUUUCAAGUGUGGAUGUUGGGUUUCACCCAGAGGUGGGGGAGGUAAGGAGGAAGUGGUGAGGAUGGUUUAGGUGCUACCAAGUGCAGAGUUUUGUAGUCCUGAAAAGCUGAGGGGAUGGGGAAAGGCUGAUACACUUUUCAGUUCUAAUUGUAGCACCUUGUUUUGUAUCAAAAUUGGAAUAGUGGAAAAAAUAGGUUUUUACUGAGUAGGGAAUACUUUCCUUUGACAAAAUAAAAUUACCCCUUUCUAAAUUAGAAGAUAUGUCUUGAGAGUAUCUGAUAAGUAACACUGCAAGCUUGUGGCUGGAGUAUCAACAUAUGGUUUGUAAUAUUUGAAGGAGCCAUGAAAUAAAAAAUGGUGAAGAUUACAGCUGAGGGAUGAAUCCAUGAUCACUGAAAUGAUACGAUGCAUAUUUAUUGAUGCCCUACUAUAAACUUGGAAUGAAAGUCUACAACUUCUAGUUUUACAAGGAACAGAAACAGACUAUUUCAUUUGAAAAGGGGUUUCAACUGUUGAUAGUUGAAGUUUUGUUAAGGUAGAUGUUUAAAAAGCUUUAUACCUGUUUACAGUUUUGGAAAAAAAAAAAAAAGCAGGCUUCAUUUUUCUUACAUGCGUUGAAAACUGGCCUACAAUACUUGUAAAUACGAUCAACAAAAGAUUGCAUAAACUCACACAUUGAAAAAUGCAGCAGGUAAUGUAACUGCAGUCAGAACACAUUUACUGUUUUAAAAAGUGAAAGCUGAAGAUCACAAGAAACUCAAAAUUUUUUAAUUGACAUUUAUUGAAAUAUUGGAGUGAACUGAGCCAAAGUGAUUAUGCAUUCUUCAUAAGUUAGUUAGCACUUUGUAACAUUCUAUACAGUUUACAGUACAUGUAUAAGUUGUAGCUUAUAAACAUUUUGUGCCAUUAAAGCUCUCACAAAACUGCUUGUCUGACAUUACUUCAUGCUGCGCCUUUUCUUUGCUUUCUCUUUUUUUAAAAGCAGGACUGCUUUGUAUCAUGUUGUAUGGAACUUGUAUUCCAUAUUCCUUGUAUAACACAUGGGUUAUGGGAAUGUGGAAGCUGCUAUUUAUAGACUGGAAUAAUUCCUUUUUAAAGGUGGCUUGGGUUGGUUUAUUUGAGUGUCUCAAUACCAUUAGCUUCUUUUUCUGAAGCACUUAAUAACAGUACUUCUGUUGGCAGCGUAUACCUGUGUGCUCCCUCCAGCACCGUGUCAAAGGGGGGAUCUAAAGCAAAAUAACACAGCAGCAUAUGAGAUGUAAAGUAGAAUUGAUAAGGUUUUGUAUUGUUCCAUUUGUUCCUUUCCUGUUUUCUAAUUCUGUUAAAUUUGUGCAUUAAAGAAUAAGGGACGUAAUCCCCUGUUGUUAA
Phasianus colchicus (ring-necked pheasant) is the source of this 3945-nucleotide messenger RNA. It is a transcript of the gene BNIP3L, whose product is annotated as BCL2 interacting protein 3 like. The record is from RefSeq and is a predicted model, not a curated record. Gene Ontology annotation, cellular component: nuclear envelope; mitochondrial outer membrane; nucleus. Lineage: Eukaryota; Metazoa; Chordata; Aves; Galliformes; Phasianidae. Gene Ontology annotation, biological process: defense response to virus; positive regulation of apoptotic process; mitochondrial outer membrane permeabilization.